CCCACAUGCCGCCCGGCUUCGAGGGGGAGGGGGAGGGGGACUUCGGAAUUCGCAGAAAAUACAACCGCGCGAAAUCGUCCUAUGUCAGUAUUUCGUCACAUCUAAGCAGCUCUCAUAUAGUUCUAUCUAGCUCUAUCUUGUCUUGUUUUCAUUGUCCAUUCUGUAAACAGCACAAACAUAACCAGGAGUCUGUGUAUCUCACUUCAACCUCACGAGCUUCAGAUUCCCCAGACAACACCAUGACCACAAACCAGAUCCGAGACCUCCACGAGGUCACCGAGGACAAAGAGAAUGGCCUCAUAUUCGAGAAGAACGUUUCCGUGCCUCUCAAAGCCAGCAAUCUCCCAGUUCGAUGCAAUGUCUAUAGACCCAUUGCUCCCGCUGAUGCCAAAUUCCCCGUCUUGAUCACUUACGGACCAUACGGAAAGGACAUCCCAUAUGACAAUUUCUUCGCCAAGUCAUUCAGCGAGGUCAACCCAGAGCACAAGAGUAAAUACAGCGCCUGGGAGACGCCCGAUCCAGUAUUCUGGACUUCGCAAGGCUACAUCGUCGUAAGAGCCGACGAGAGAGGGCUGGGGCAAUCUCCUGGACUUCUUGAUACCAUGUCUCGAGGAACAAGCGAGUGUUUCUUUGAUGUUGUUGAGUGGGCUGCGGAUCAGCCGUGGUCAAGUGGAAAGGUUGGUUUGCUUGGCAUCAGUUAUUAUGCUGGAAGCCAAUGGCGUGUCGCAGCCCGUAGACCCAAAGGUCUUGCAGCCAUUAUCCCAUGGGAAGGCAUGACCGAUUACUACCGAGACCGCUGUCGCCAUGGCGGUAUUUUCUCCAAUAGCUUCAUCAAGUUUUGGUGGAACAGACAAGUCAUCACCAACCAAUACGGUAGACCUGGACGUGCUGCCUCAAAGUGGGGAGAAGAUACUAUUGAAGGAGAUCUUCCCGAGGAUGUCUUGGCAAAGAACAGGAAUGAUCAGAAUACUGAUAAUGAGAAGAAUCGUUUCUUAGAUGACGAGUACUACGCUUCGAAGGAGUUCAAUCUGGAAGAUAUCGAGGUCCCUAUUUUGUCAGUAGCGAACUGGGGUGGUAUUUUGUUGCAUUUGAGAGGAAACGUCAACGGCUAUGCCUGGGCAGGCUCCAAAUUGAAGUAUCUCCGCUUCAUCACCGGCAGACACGACCUCCCCUUCUACUACAAAGAAGAAGUCGAGGUCCAAAAAAGUUUCCUCGACGCCUUCCUUAAAAACGACGACCGCGUCGGAUGGUCUGUCCCCGGCAAAGUCAGUCCAGUCAGCGUGAUCCUCCGCAAAGGCGACGUAGGCUUCAACAACCCCGAAGCAGAGUCGAAAUACAUCCGCAGAGAAGAACCAGCCUGGCCAAUCCCCGGAACAAAAUACACCAAGUUCCACCUCACGCCCUCCAACACGCUCGAGACCUCUCCAGCCGCAGUAACGACAAGCACCUCUCAGACCCUCUCAUACCAAGCUCUCGGCUCUCUGGAAAAGCCCCAGGCAAUCCAAUUCACAUCCGCGCCCUUCGAGCAAGACACCGAGAUCACCGGCCACGUCACCGCGCACCUCAACGUAUCCGUAACGCCAGACUCCCUGUCCACAUCCCCAGAGAAGGACAUCGAUCUCUUCCUCACACUGCGUUACAUUUCUCCAUCUGGCAAAGAAGUCUUCUACACAGGAACAGCAGGUGAUCCCGUUCCCCUGACCAAAGGCUGGCUUCGCGUCUCUCUCCGCAAGAUCGCAAGCGACCAUCCGAGAAACUCGCCGUAUCAACCAUACCGCGAAUACCGCUCUACAGAUGUCCAGGAAGUCAAGGCGGAUACCGCGUAUGCUGUAGACGUUGAGAUCUGGCCUACUAACGUGGUGGCUGAGAAGGGGGGACGUAUUGUCUUUGAGGUUGGCUCGGGUGAUACGCAGGGAAGCGGAAUUUUCACGCAUACAAGUGAGGUUGAUAGACCGAAGGAGAAGUUCUCGGGGAAGAACAAUGUUCAUUUUGGGGAGGGGUUGGAGAAUUAUGUUACGCUGCCGAUUGUUCCUGCUAAAUAGAGAAAUAGAGAAUGAAUUGAUUUUGGCGCAAGUGUUUCUGAAUCAAAUACUUGUAUACAAUUCUCGAUGUGACGAAGCCCCUA
This is a messenger RNA of Cadophora gregata, 2125 nucleotides long. RefSeq lists its product as uncharacterized. Gene Ontology annotation, molecular function: dipeptidyl-peptidase activity. The transcript is spliced from 5 exons. The coding region runs from base 6 to 2042 and encodes 678 amino acids. NCBI's taxonomy places the organism in Eukaryota, Fungi, Ascomycota, Leotiomycetes, Helotiales, Ploettnerulaceae. The record is from RefSeq and is a predicted model, not a curated record.